AUGCAGAAAAUCCAUUCAUCUCUUUUCAGAUCCCUCUUUUCUCCACAAUCUAAUUGGAACUAUUUGAUUUCCUUCAAUCCGCACCAGUUAUUUCUAUCUCAUACAUGGCAGGGUUUCUCAGUUAGAAAUCAAUUGUAUUUCGGGUUGGGAAAUCCGGCAAGGUCAUGCUCGAAUCAUAAGCAAGUGUUCCUACUUGAGCCGUUAGGGCUGGUUAUGGAUGGAAGAGGAGCAAAUGGGAGAAGUUGGGAAUGGUGGAUAUUUUUGUUAUUUAUGGGUUAUGAGGCACGUGGUUUGUUGUGGUUAAGUGUUAUUGUUGGACAUGAUGCUUUGAUUGGAAGAUUAGGUUUAAUCCCAUUUGGUUUUCGAUUGAAGGGCACAACAAUGCAUUCGUUCGGGUACAGAGCCAAUGCCUUGCUCACCUUCGCCAUCACUAUUCUCGCACUAAUGUGUGCCAUGGCCUCUUUCUCCGACAACUUCAAUACGCCGUCUCCCACCUCACAAGUCCAAGUGUUGAACAUUAAUUGGUUCCAGAAGAAACCGGAUGGUGAUGAUGAGGUGAGCUUGACAUUGAACAUAUCAGCAAACUUAGAUUCACUAUUUACGUGGAAUACAAAGCAGGUCUUUGUAUUUUUGGCUGCUGAAUAUGAAACUUCUACAAAUGUGCUUAAUCAGGUAUCUUUAUGGGAUGGCAUUAUACCUUCCAAAGAACACGCUAAGUUCUGGAUUCACACAACUAACAAGUAUCGUUUUAUUGAUCAAGGAAGCAAUCUAAGGGGCAAAGACUUUAACUUAACACUGCAUUGGCAUGUCAUGCCUAAAACGGGCAAGAUGUUUGCAGACAAAAUAGUCAUGAGUGGCUACCGUUUGCCACAAGAAUAUAGAUGAAAAUUAUUUUCUCGUGACCACACAAAAGGUUAGGUUGGUAUGUAUGAGUUACGAGCACUUGAGGACUAAACGAGAAAAGCAAAGGUGAAGUUAAUUAAUACUGAAGACGAAACUAUUCAAUGGAUUUCAAUCUCUUGUAGGAUCUAUAAUUUAAAACCUCUGAAAAACUUCACCUCAAUGUUGGGCUAUAUGGUUUACCUGAAUUUUUUGGCUGUGAUGAAAAGUGAUAACCUUUGACCUUUAAGACUAUAUGCGUUUUGAUGAUUGUUUGAAAAGUGAUAACAUUAAAUGCUUUUUGAUGAUUGUUACCUUUGAAGCUUUACUUGAUAAUAAAUUCGUAACACGGAAUGGAAAUUGGGUUAGAUUAUCAUUACUUUGGCAUUAAAUAGGAUGCUCGAGCUAAUGGAAAU
This is a messenger RNA of Striga asiatica, 1295 nucleotides long. The record is from the annotation of a GenBank genome assembly. NCBI's taxonomy places the organism in Eukaryota, Viridiplantae, Streptophyta, Magnoliopsida, Lamiales, Orobanchaceae.